This is a messenger RNA of Capsicum annuum, 1314 nucleotides long. Its product is annotated as pre-mRNA-processing protein 40A-like. Gene Ontology annotation, biological process: mRNA cis splicing, via spliceosome. Gene Ontology annotation, cellular component: U2-type prespliceosome; U1 snRNP. The transcript has 10 exons. Gene Ontology annotation, molecular function: RNA binding. The coding region runs from base 1 to 1164 and encodes 387 amino acids. NCBI's taxonomy places the organism in Eukaryota, Viridiplantae, Streptophyta, Magnoliopsida, Solanales, Solanaceae. The record is from RefSeq and is a predicted model, not a curated record.
AUGAUAUGCUUCUUCCUCUCCCCCCUCCGUUGUAAAAUAGAAAAAGCUUUUCAAUACUUUCAUGAGCAUGCAAAGGCAUUGGAGGAGCAGAAGCGCAAUAGAGUGGAGUACUUAGAAUUUUUAAAAUCCUGUGACUUUAUUAAGGCCAGUAUCCAGUGGCGGAAAGUUCAGGACCGCUUGGAAACUGAUGAAAGAUGCUCCCGCCUUGAGAAAAUCGAUCGCUUGGAGAUUUUCCAGGAAUAUAUACGUGAUUUAGAGAGCAAAGAGGAGGAGCAAAGGAAACUGCGGAUGGAAGAAUUGAGGAAAGCUGAACGUAAAAAUCGUGAUGAGUUCCGAAAACUGAUGGAAGAGCAUGUUACUGCAGGAAUACUUAAUGCAAAAACUAACUGGCGUGAUUAUUGCAUCAACAUUAAAGAUUUUGCUGCAUAUCUGGUUGUCUCAUCAAAUACUUCAGGAUCAACAACAAAAGACUUAUUUACAGAUGUUAUGGAUGAGCUGGAGAAACAGUUUGUCUUUGAGGAGUUACUGGAAAGGGCCAGGGAGAAAGAAGAAAAAAAAGCUAAAAAGCGUAAACGUCUAGCAGAUGAGUUCUAUGAAUUUCUUCAUGCAUCAAAGGAAAUUACUGCAUCAUCGAAAUGGGAGGACUGCAAAUCCCUCUUCGGAGAUAGAAUAAUGAGUGAUGAGGGCUUGCUGCUUGAAAUAUUUGACAAAUUUCUUAAUGAACUAAAAGAGAAGGAGCGGAAGCGUCAAGAGGGUAAGGCAAGAAAAGAGAAGGAAAGAGAAAAGAAGAAGGAAAAAAAUAGAAGGGAUAAAGGCAGAGGGGAUAAAAGCAGGAAAGAGAGAAGAACCGAGAAAGAUGGUACAGGCAUCGACAAGGCUGAUGCUUACAGUUUCGAGGAGAUCAAAAGGUCAGGAAGUGACAGAGAUAAGAAACACCGCAAGCGGCAUAUGAGUUCCUUUGAUGACGAUGCUGAAAAUGAGAAAGAUCAUUCAAGAAGUUCUUACAGACAUGACAGUGAUCAUAAGGUCACGUCCAAUAAUCUCUCCUCAUUUUUUGGCCUACAUGUUCACCUCCUCGUACCUACUAUAUCCAACCUAAGGCUCCUCCUGAGGUUUACUUCUUUUCCUCUUAUCUCGUUGUUUGAUAAGACCUAUUUAGGCUAAAAUUUAAAAGUCACGUCAAUGUCCGUUGUGACUUGUGUGUCCACUACACACUACCCAAUUUCCACCGUAGGUCAAUCUGAAAAGGAAAAAAUGGGCACAUAUGUGGGCCCCACACAAAAUUGAAUAGUCUUGUGGUUUCAAUUUAUGAAA